Messenger RNA from Ipomoea nil (Japanese morning glory), 1136 nucleotides. RefSeq names its product 30S ribosomal protein S5, chloroplastic. NCBI's taxonomy places the organism in Eukaryota, Viridiplantae, Streptophyta, Magnoliopsida, Solanales, Convolvulaceae. The coding region runs from base 51 to 980 and encodes 309 amino acids. The transcript has 2 exons. Gene Ontology annotation, molecular function: RNA binding; structural constituent of ribosome. Gene Ontology annotation, cellular component: ribosome; small ribosomal subunit. Gene Ontology annotation, biological process: translation. The record is from RefSeq and is a predicted model, not a curated record.
UUCUGCCCUACAUUUCUAAUCCAUCCAUCCAUUUCUAAACCCAACCCACCAUGGCUGCCUCUGCAACCUCUCUCUCCGCCUUCUCUUCUCUCUCCCUCCGCAACCACCCGCCCACGCGCCUCCGCUCUCACCCCACCGCUCCCUUUUUCUUACUCACCCCCAAACCCUCCAGCUUUUCUCUCUUCUUCCCCGCCAACACCUCUAAGCUCACGCCCAUUAACGCCGGCUCCUCCGACAUUGAGACCACUUUCUUCGACAACGUAGACCCGGAUCAAGUUUUCACCUUUGACCCUCCAGCCCGACCGGAAGGCUAUGUUCCGCCGCCCUACUUCGAUGAAGCCGCGGAGGAAUCUGAGGAGGACAUUGCCCGGGCCUAUGAGGAGCUCUACGGACCCGCCUACAGUGGGGAGAGCUUACUGGGGAAUGAUUUGUAUGUUAUGGACUCUAAGGUGAAGAAGACAAUUGGGUUUGGGUCGGCUGCCAAGAAAGAUAGGCCCAAAGAUGGGUUUGAUGAGAGAGUGGUGCAGGUGAGGCGUGUGACCAAGGUGGUUAAGGGUGGUAAACAACUGCAUUUCAGAGCUGUUGUGGUUGUGGGUGACAAGAAGGGUCAAGUUGGUGUGGGUGUUGGCAAGGCAAAAGAAGUGAUUUCUGCUGUUCAGAAAUCUGCUUUGAAUGCUAGGAGGAAUAUCAUCACUGUGCCCAUGACUAAAUAUUCCACCUUCCCUCACAGAUCUGAAGCAAAGUAUGGAGCGGCAAAGGUGAUGCUUAGGCCUGCUUCUCCAGGUAGCGGUGUGAUUGCUGGUGGUGCCGUAAGGGUUGUUUUAGAAUUGGCGGGACUUCAGAACGCUUUGGGAAAACAGCUCGGGAGUAACAAUGCACUGAACAAUGCAAGAGCCACCGUGGAAGCGAUACUGCAAAUGAGACAAUUCAGAGAGGUUGCAGAGGAGCGCGGCAUUCCAAUGGAAGAACUGUGGAAAUAGAGAUCUACAACUUUCUUUUAAAAAUUAAAGUCUUUGUAGAAAUUGUUUUGUAAAACACUGAUCAUUGGCAAUUACUAUUUUUUGAUUUCUGCAGAAAUGAUAAUUUUUUAAAUUGAUAUGUAAAUUAAUUGUUGAUCAAGAAACUCAAUAACUUCA